UUUGAAAAGUGAAGAAUUUUUUUUUGCCAAAAACGUAACAGAAGAGCGUGUUUCUUUUCUUUUUGUGACGUUAUAAAAUCUUUUUCUAAAAUUACUCUGCGUCAAACGUAGUUGGCCAGAAAAUUUUACCAACAAAGAGUAACACAUAAGCUUUCAUUGCUGUUUUCCAUCCAAAUACGUUUCAAAUAAUAAAAUCGGCAUUUUUACCAUCUCCAACUCAUCAUUUGUGAUGUCGAGUUAUCCUACUCAAGCAAGUGCUCCACCUGGAAGCUACAAUUCAGGCUACAGCCAGCCACCUCCACCUUACGGACAGCCUCCUCAUCAACAGCCCGCAACAUUCCAGUACACUGGAAAUUACCAGACUACAACUGUGUUGGUGGGAGGCGGUUAUCCGAGUCUGGGCAGUAAUCCGGCAACAAUCCAGUGUCCCCACUGCAGAGCCACAGUAACUACAAGCGUCAACUAUGAGAUAGGUAUGGGUACCUGGCUGAUCGCGGGAGUAAUUUUGCUUCUUGGGUUCUGGUGCGGAUGCUGUCUCAUUCCCCUCUGCAUUGACGGGUGCAAAGACGCUGUCCAUUCUUGUCCAAACUGCAACGCAUAUAUCGCAAAGAAGUCAAUGCUGUGAAAACCAAUUCAAAUCGUGAAGAAAUUUGAUUCUGAAGAAGCAACGCAACUUGAACAAAUUAACUCAUGACAACGGAAGAGAACUUGAAUUCGUUAUGUGUUUUCAAUUUUGAAUAGAUGUUUAUUGAAAA
Molecule: messenger RNA, 755 nt
Organism: Symsagittifera roscoffensis
Lineage: Eukaryota; Metazoa; Xenacoelomorpha; Acoela; Convolutidae
Product: lipopolysaccharide-induced tumor necrosis factor-alpha factor homolog
Exons: 4
Coding region: 230-625 (131 amino acids)
Molecular function (GO): zinc ion binding
Source: RefSeq, a predicted model, not a curated record